Trichoderma citrinoviride is the source of this 1719-nucleotide messenger RNA. RefSeq names its product Prenylcysteine oxidase. Gene Ontology annotation, molecular function: prenylcysteine oxidase activity. The record is from RefSeq and is a predicted model, not a curated record. The transcript has 4 exons. Gene Ontology annotation, biological process: prenylated protein catabolic process; prenylcysteine catabolic process. Bases 11 to 1717 code for a protein of 568 amino acids. NCBI's taxonomy places the organism in Eukaryota, Fungi, Ascomycota, Sordariomycetes, Hypocreales, Hypocreaceae.
UUUGGUGAAGAUGCGGCUGCAAUUGGGCCCGGCUUUGGUGGCGUGGUUGGCGCUUGGCGGGGAGGCGGCGGCAGAGGGAGAGGCGACGACGGAGACGAAGGGCGUGAAGAAUGUUGCCAUUAUUGGCGCUGGAGCUGCCGGCUCCUCGGCCGCCUACUACCUGUGCCAGUACGCGGACGAGGCCGACGUCAAGGUCAACAUCACAAUCUUUGAAAAGACGGACCGCAUCGGCGGCCGCACGCUGACGGUCAACGCCUACGACGACGCGGCGCACCCCAUCGAGCUGGGGGCGUCCAUCUUCGUGUCCGUCAACCACAUCCUGUACAACGGCACGCGCAACUUUAACCUGUCGACGGGCGCCAACUACCGCGAGGCCAGCAGCGCGGACGACAUCACGGCCAUCUGGGACGGCGAGAGCUUCGUCUACGAGACGACGGACGGCACGGCCUGGUGGUGGGACGCGGGCAAGUUGUGGUGGCGCUACGGCAUGAGCCCGUACCGCGCCGUGUCCCUGGUCAAGGACGUGGUGGGCAAGUUCCUGAAGCUGUACGAGGGGCCGUACUUUCCGUUCCGAUCGUUGACGGCGAGGGCGUAUGAGCUGGGGCUUGUGGGGGUGACAGCCGUGACGGGGGAGCAGUUUCUCAAGCAGCACAAGAUUGAUGAGGCGUUUUCCAGGCACAUUAUUCAGGCUGCUACGAGGGUCAACUAUGCUUCGAACUUGGCGUACAUUCAUGGACUGGAGACCAUGGUAAGGCCUACUCGGAGUCUCCUUUAUGUCUCCUUUGCUACGGAUGGCGCAAUGUCGGUGACGGGCGGCAACUGGCACAUCUUUGAGAAUAUGGUCAAGAACAGCGGUGCUGCCAUCCUCCGAAACACCACCGUCUCCUCCAUCCGCUUUGCCAAGGGCGAGACGUCAUCUUCCGCUCCCAAGUAUGAGAUUUCCACAAGCUCGGCCUCUGCUGAGCCGGAACUCGUCGACACAACGUUUGACGAUGUCAUCAUCGCCUCGCCCUGGCAGUUCAGCAACAUUGAAGCUGGCGAGGGCGUCCUCAAGCACAAGAUCGAGGAGAUCCCCUACACCAAGCUCCACGUCACGCUCUUCGCCUCCCCCUUCAAGCUGCACCCGGCCUUCUUCGGGCUGCCGCCGGGAAGCAAAGCGCCCAGCAACGUCUACACGACCCUCGCCAAGGACGAGGAGCCAAAAGUCGGGGCCGACGGCGUCGGCAAGACGGGCUUCUACUCCGUCAGCACGCUCAGGACGGCGGUCAACCCCAAGGCCAACCGGACGGAGUUUGUAUACAAGAUCUUUUCGCCCAAGCCCGUGACCCCGCAGUUCCUGUCGGAUCUCCUCGGCGUGCAGGUGCCGGAGACGUUUACGGGUCCGGCUACUACUACUGAGACGGACGGGAGCGACGGCUUGGUGGAACCCAUCUCGUGGUACUACCCGCACUGGUUCUACUCGUACCCGAUUGAGCUCCCGCGGGUGACGUUUCAGGAUCCCAUCCUGGGCAGCGGGCUGUACUACACGUCGGGCAUCGAGAGCUUCAUCUCGACCAUGGAGACGAGCGCGCUGAUGGGCAUGAAUGUGGCGAGGCUCAUUGUGGACGACGCGGCGGGCGUUGAGAGGGAGGCCGUUCCCGGUGCCGUGAGCGAGGAGGACUUUUUGCUGGGUAUGGUCAAGGUGGACAUGGUUGUCGAGGAGCCUGGUGAGCUGUGAUU